GUCACAGCCGAGGACGUCUCUUGAGCCACAAUGGAGAUGUUGUCUUCCCGUGACAGUCCGGUGUUCAGCAGGUGAUUAGCACAGGGAAGCUCCUCCUCAGCCUGCAACGGCAGACACAAACCUGGACAACAGCAUCUCAGUAUAAGGACUGAAACGAUCACAAUGGACACUUCAAAACUUCCUAAGAUCCAGGAUGAGGAGAGAGAAAGCCGGUUUGGAUAUGUCCAUGGAGUUUCUGGACCAGUGGUGACUGCUACUGCAAUGGCUGGAGCUGCCAUGUAUGAACUGGUCCGUGUCGGUCACAGUGAGCUGGUAGGAGAAAUCAUCCGUUUAGAGGGUGACAUGGCAACUAUCCAGGUCUAUGAGGAGACAUCUGGUGUGUCUGUUGGUGACCCUGUCCUACGAACAGGAAAACCUCUCUCUGUAGAGCUGGGACCAGGUAUCAUGGGCUCCAUCUUUGAUGGUAUCCAACGUCCACUGAAAGACAUUAAUGACCUCACUGAAAGUAUCUACAUCCCAAGAGGAGUUAACAUUGGUGCUCUUAACAGAGACAUCAAAUGGGAGUUUUCUCCUGGCCAGAACCUUCGGGUUGGCAGUCACAUAACAGGUGGAGAUAUUUAUGGCAUGGUGUUUGAAAACUCCUUAAUCAAGCACAAGCUAAUGCUUCCACCCCGCAACAGAGGCACCGUCACGUAUGUGGCUCCACCAGGGAACUACGACAUUUCUGAUGUGGUUCUUGAGCUUGAAUUUGAAGGCAUAAAGGAAAAGUUCACCAUGAUGCAGGUGUGGCCAGUACGACAAGUCCGCCCAGUAACAGAGAAACUACCUGCUAACCACCCACUGCUGACUGGUCAGAGAGUUCUCGAUGCACUUUUUCCAUGUGUGCAGGGGGGCACCACUGCUAUACCAGGAGCCUUUGGAUGUGGAAAGACUGUGAUCUCACAGUCAUUGUCUAAAUACUCCAACAGUGAUGUCAUUAUCUAUGUCGGCUGCGGAGAACGUGGUAAUGAAAUGUCUGAAGUACUGCGGGAUUUUCCCGAGCUUACUAUGGAAGUUGAUGGCAAAGUUGAAAGCAUCAUGAAGAGAACAGCGCUGGUUGCUAACACAUCCAACAUGCCUGUGGCUGCCAGAGAGGCUUCCAUUUACACAGGGAUCACGCUGUCUGAGUACUUUAGAGAUAUGGGCUACAAUGUGAGCAUGAUGGCCGACUCAACAUCUCGAUGGGCCGAAGCUUUGAGAGAAAUUUCUGGAAGACUGGCGGAAAUGCCUGCUGACAGCGGUUAUCCCGCUUACCUGGGCGCCAGACUGGCCUCCUUCUAUGAGCGCGCUGGACGCGUGAAAUGCCUGGGGAAUCCAGAGAGGGAAGGCAGCGUCAGCAUUGUCGGAGCUGUGUCCCCCCCUGGUGGAGACUUCUCAGAUCCUGUAACUUCAGCCACACUGGGAAUUGUUCAGGUCUUCUGGGGCUUGGACAAGAAGCUGGCUCAGAGAAAGCACUUCCCUUCUGUAAACUGGCUAAUCAGCUACAGCAAGUACACACGAGCUCUGGAUGAAUAUUAUGAUAAACAUUUCCCUGAGUUUGUCCCUCUUCGUACAAAAGCUAAGGAGAUUCUCCAGGAGGAAGAAGACCUGGCUGAAAUUGUGCAACUUGUAGGAAAGGCUUCCCUUGCUGAGACUGAUAAAAUUACUCUGGAGGUUGCUAAACUCAUCAAAGAUGACUUCCUACAGCAGAACGGUUACACCCCUUACGACAGGUUCUGCCCCUUCUACAAAACCGUUGGCAUCCUCUCAAACAUGAUUGCAUUUUAUGACAUGUCUCGACACGCAGUGGAGUCAACAGCUCAGAGCGACAACAAAAUCACCUGGGCCAUGAUCAGGGAACACUUGGGAGAGAUCUUGUAUAAGAUUAGUUCCAUGAAGUUCAAGGACCCUGUUAAAGAUGGUGAGGCUAAGAUUAAAGCAGACUACGCUCAGCUGCUGGAGGACAUGCAGAACACCUUCCGGACCCUUGAGGAAUGAGUGUCCUACCUCUUAUCUCUUCUCCAAAAUACCCAAACCCCAGUGCAGUGUGACAUAGUGCAGAAUAAUUGGCCCGUGUUCUGAAUGUCUGCCUCAGUCAUGUGAACUCUUGUAUUUCUGUGUUUACAUCCCCUUUGAACAUUCCAUGGACCUUACAAAUCAUUUCAUUUUGUUGAUUUAUUAAAGAUUUUCUCAACAAAUACACACAUUAACACCUUGUCUCAGCCCAUUGCACAGCAUUUAUGGAUCAUCUCACCAUGAUGUUGUGGUUGAUCUCAGUGGGCCCCAAUCAGAAGCUGUACUUGCACUCUACUGGCUGCAACAAAGAGUGGAAAUGGAUGUUUUUUUUGUCCCUCAGACUGAUGCUGAUAAAUACAGAUUACUAAUCAAAAGGGGAACAUGUAAAUGGAUAAAGGGACAGAGUAUUGUGUAUUCCUUGGGGGUUAAGACAUUCUUCCACUUCUUACCUCUUUUGUGUGAUCAUGUUGUGGACUAUAUACUUGAUAUGUGAAAAAUUGUGAAUGAAUGACUCUUAGUUUGUGUUGUUACAGAUGUCUCACUAUUAUAUUCAUGGUGCAUUACUGUCUCCUUGAAUAAAUGUAAAAAUUUAA
Melanotaenia boesemani (Boeseman's rainbowfish) is the source of this 2627-nucleotide messenger RNA. RefSeq names its product V-type proton ATPase catalytic subunit A-like. Gene Ontology annotation, molecular function: ATP binding; proton-transporting ATPase activity, rotational mechanism; ATP hydrolysis activity. Gene Ontology annotation, cellular component: lysosomal membrane; proton-transporting V-type ATPase, V1 domain. NCBI's taxonomy places the organism in Eukaryota, Metazoa, Chordata, Actinopteri, Atheriniformes, Melanotaeniidae. Bases 163 to 2016 code for a protein of 617 amino acids. Gene Ontology annotation, biological process: ATP metabolic process; proton transmembrane transport. The record is from RefSeq and is a predicted model, not a curated record. The transcript is spliced from 15 exons.